ACCUGAUCCGAUUGGCCCUUCCCUCCACCUCUCAUUCCCUCCUUCUCCCUUCACCCCACACCACCAAAACACCCAAGAUUUCCACCAUUCUGAUAAGAAUCCUCAAAACAAAACCCAAUCUUUAUCCCUCCCACUUCACUCUUUGGAGCAGCCACAUUCCUGAGCUAAAAGAAAAAACAUGUCUUGUUCAAAUUUGACAAUGUUGGUGUCCUCAAAACCAUCUCUUUCUGAAUCCUCUGCCCUUUCUUUCCGCUCUGCUGUCAGCUCUUUUCAGCUUCCUAACCACAACCUAUCAGGCCCUUCAAACCCCUCAAGAUCAUCAUCAGUUAUCCCUGUCCGAUGUGGUCUCCGUGAUCUGCGUGAUCGAAUUGACUCUGUCAAGAACACACAGAAGAUUACUGAGGCUAUGAAGCUUGUGGCUGCUGCUAAAGUCAGAAGAGCACAAGAAGCUGUUGUGGGUGCGAGGCCUUUCUCUGAGACUUUGGUUGAGGUACUUUACAACAUCAAUGAGCAGCUCCAGACAGAUGACAUUGAUGUACCACUCACCAAAGUAAGACCUGUCAAGAAAGUGGCGUUGGUGGUUGUCACCGGUGACCGGGGUCUUUGUGGUGGUUUUAACAACUAUAUCAUCAAAAAAGCUGAGGCCAGGAUUAGAGAUUUGAAAGCUCUUGGCCUUGAUUACACUAUUAUCAGUGUUGGCAAAAAGGGUAAUUCUUAUUUCCUCCGCAGGCCUUACAUCCCUGUAGAUAAAUUUCUUGAAGGAAGCAAUCUGCCCACUGCUAAAGAUGCUCAGGCCAUUGCUGAUGAUGUUUUCUCAUUUUUCGUGAGUGAAGAGGUUGACAAGGUUGAGCUUCUCUACACAAAGUUUGUGUCUUUAGUGAAAUCUGAGCCAGUCAUUCACACCCUGCUUCCAUUGUCACCAAAGGGAGAGAUUUGUGACAUCAACGGGAACUGUGUUGAUGCAGCUGAAGAUGAGUUCUUUAGGUUGACAACAAAGGAAGGGAAAUUGACAGUGGAAAGAGAUGUCAUGAGGACUAAGACAACUGAUUUUUCAGCAAUCUUGCAAUUCGAGCAGGACCCUGUUCAGAUUCUUGAUGCCUUGCUGCCACUUUACUUGAACAGUCAAAUCCUGAGGGCAUUGCAGGAGUCAUUAGCCAGUGAGCUUGCUUCUAGGAUGAGUGCCAUGAGCAGUGCAACAGAUAAUGCAUCUGAAUUGAAGAAGAAUCUAUCUAGAGUGUACAACAGACAGCGUCAGGCAAAGAUUACCGGAGAAAUAUUGGAGAUUGUUGCUGGAGCAGAUGCCUUGGUUUAAGCAUAUCCCCUGCAAUUGUGCUUCUCUGUAGGUACAAUAAUGAAGUCUAGACAAUUUUUAUUUUCUGCUUCUCAACCUCGUACAGACUUUGUGCACAAGAAGAGAACCACAUUAUAUUUUGUACACAAGGCCAGACCAAACCUAUAUUUGUAUGUCAAUUUUUUUCUGCUAUAUUUGUAAAACAUGAAUUAUUGAAAGCCUGAAAUCUUCAAUCCCUCGUAUAGCUUUUCUA
Solanum lycopersicum (tomato) is the source of this 1544-nucleotide messenger RNA. Its product is annotated as ATP synthase gamma chain, chloroplastic. The record is from RefSeq and is a predicted model, not a curated record. Gene Ontology annotation, cellular component: chloroplast thylakoid membrane. Gene Ontology annotation, molecular function: proton-transporting ATP synthase activity, rotational mechanism. NCBI's taxonomy places the organism in Eukaryota, Viridiplantae, Streptophyta, Magnoliopsida, Solanales, Solanaceae. Gene Ontology annotation, biological process: proton motive force-driven ATP synthesis.